Messenger RNA from Gracilinanus agilis (Agile Gracile Mouse Opossum), 2781 nucleotides. RefSeq names its product protocadherin alpha subfamily C, 2 (gene PCDHAC2). The record is from RefSeq and is a predicted model, not a curated record. The coding region runs from base 1 to 2781 and encodes 926 amino acids. The transcript has 4 exons. NCBI's taxonomy places the organism in Eukaryota, Metazoa, Chordata, Mammalia, Didelphimorphia, Didelphidae. Gene Ontology annotation, biological process: homophilic cell-cell adhesion. Gene Ontology annotation, molecular function: calcium ion binding. Gene Ontology annotation, cellular component: plasma membrane.
AUGGAACCCGACGGUCCCCGGCGUGGCUCGGAGGCUGCGGGUCUCCCGCUACUCCUAGUGCUCCAGUCCCCGGUGCUGCUAUUGCUACUGCUGACGAUGCUGCUGCCGGGCCCGGAGGCCUCCCCGUUGCGCUACUCUGUGCCGGAAGAGCAGGAGCCGGGCUCGCUGGUAGGAAACUUGGCCAGUGCCUUGGGGCUAGAGCUGCGGCGCCUGGGGCCGGGCUGCCUGCGCAUUAACCACCUGGGCGCACCAAGCCCGCGGUACCUGGAGCUGGACUUAGCGAAUGGCAAGCUCUUCGUCAACGAGCGCAUGGACCGGGAGGCACUUUGCGAGCAGCGGCCCCGCUGCGUGCUGCACUUGGAGGUGUUGGCCCACAGCCCUGUGGCAGUAAGUGCGGUCGAAGUGGAAGUGCUGGACAUCAACGACAACUCGCCGCGCUUUCCGCGGUCAGAGUACCAGCUGGAAGUGAGUGAGUCGGUUGCUCCGGGUACGCGCUUCCAUAUCGAGAGCGCGCAGGACCCGGACGUGGGGACUAACUCUGUGCAGAGCUAUCAACUGAGCCCCAACGAGCAUUUCGCCUUGGAUCUCAAACCCCUUCAGGAGAACAGUAAGGUAUUGGAGUUGGUGCUGCGUAAGGGCCUAGACCGAGAGCAGGCCACCUUGCAUCGCUUGGUCCUCACUGCAGUGGACGGGGGCACCCCACCACGCUCAGGCACGGCACAGAUCUUCGUGAAUGUCUUGGACACUAAUGACAACUCUCCUGCUUUUGACCAGUCUACUUAUCGAGUUCAGCUGAGAGAGAACUCGCCCCCGGGAACCCUGGUGGUGAAGUUAAAUGCAUCGGACCCAGAUGAGGGCUCCAACGGCGAACUGGUUUACUCCUUCAGCAGCUACACUUCUGAAAGGGAGAGACAACUCUUCAGCAUCAACUCCGGGACUGGCGAGGUAAGAGUGAGUGGGGCCCUAGACUAUGAAGAGGCCUCUUCCUAUCAGAUCUAUGUGCAGGCCACCGAUAGAGGUCCCGUACCCAUGGCUGGCCACUGCAAGGUUCUGGUGGACAUUGUGGAUGUGAAUGACAAUGCCCCUGAGGUGGUGGUCACAGAUCUGUAUAGCCCAGUGUCUGAGGAUGCCAUGCCCAACACAGUAGUAGCCUUCAUGAGUGUCAAUGACCAGGACUCUGGCUCCAACCAGCGGGUGAGCCUCAGCCUCCCACCUUCUCUGCCUUUCCGACUGAAUGGGCUUGGGAACUCCUAUUCUUUGGAGGUGAGUGGUCCACUAGACAGAGAGCGUGUGGUUGCUUACAACAUUACAGUGACAGCAACUGAUGCAGGGACUCCUCAGCUUACCUCCCAACAGACUAUUCGGGUGGAAAUAUCUGAUAUCAAUGACAACCCCCCACGAUUCCAGGAAGCUUCAUACUCAGUCUAUGUCCCAGAAAACAAUGUCCCAGGGGCACUGCUAUGCACCGUUCAAGCCACAGACCUAGAUGCCAACCAAAAUGCUGAGGUAACCUACUCCCUUUUGGAGAGGGAAAUCCAAGGGCUACCAGUCACUUCCUAUGUGUCCAUAAAUGAGGUAACUGGUAACAUCUAUGCAGUCAGCUCCUUUGAUUAUGAAAAACUAAGGGAGUUUGAUGUGAUUGUGGAGGCCCGGGAUAAGGGGAGCCCUCCACUGAGCAGUACAGUCACUGCCAACAUAUAUGUAGUGGAUGCCAAUGACCAUGCUCCACAGAUCUUGUACCCUACCUCAACCAAUUCAUCAAUGGCCAUGGAGAUGGUUCCUCGAACAGCUGCUGCUGGCUACUUGGUCACCAAGGUAAUAGCCAUGGACUCUGACUCAGGACAAAAUGCUUGGCUCUUCUACCACUUAGCGCAGGCCUCUGACCCUGACCUUUUCAGAGUGGAGCUCCACACAGGAGAAAUAAGGACUACUCGGAAACUGGGUGAUGAGAGUAUGUCUACUUUCAAUUUGACAGUUCUGGUCAGGGACAAUGGACAGCCAUCCCUGUCUGCCUCAGUGGUUAUUACAGUUGCUGUAGUGGACAGGGUUUCAAAAAUACUCCCUGACACUAGAAGACAUGUUAAGAAUACUCGGACCUAUUCAGAGAUAACACUUUACCUUAUAAUUGCACUGAGCACAGUUUCAUUUAUAUUCCUUUUGACAAUCAUUGUUUUGACUAUCAUCAAGUGCUAUCAUUACACUGCAUAUGGCACCUCGUGCUGUGGGGGCUUCUGCGGGGUUCGAGAGAGGUGUCCUGCAGAACUCUACAAGCAAGCUAACAACAACAUCGAUGCAAGGAUCCCACAUGGUUUGAAAGUUCAGCCUCAUUUCAUUGAGGUUCGAGGGAAUGGUUCCCUCACUAAGACCUAUUGCUAUAAGGCCUGUCUAACAGCAGGCUCAGGAAGUGACACAUUCAUGUUUUACAAUACAGGGGCACAGACUGGCCCUGGGCCACAUGCAGUGGUGACUGACAGCAGACAUCUUACUGGUCAAAGUGGGCAGAGUGCACAGAAUCUGAUCAUUCUUAAAAAUGAGUCCACUACUCCCAAUGAGCCAAAGCAACCCAACCCUGACUGGCGUUACUCUGCCUCUCUGAGAGCAGGAAUGCACAGGUAUGUAUGCUGCUCUCUGGCUACUGAAGCAGUGGUAAAUCUUGACCAUACACCUAUCCUCAGCAGUGUGCUGAGAAAGUAUCAGAAGGCAGUAGAAGGCAGCAUGGGCACCUCUGAGAUGUUUCCCCUAUUUCAAGCUGAAGAUGUCACUAGAGAACAACAAGCCUAG